Molecule: messenger RNA, 201 nt
Organism: Rotaria socialis
Lineage: Eukaryota; Metazoa; Rotifera; Eurotatoria; Philodinida; Philodinidae
Source: the annotation of a GenBank genome assembly
AUGGUGGUUCAAUUCGAACAAAAAAAAUUAGAAAAUGAAGUCGUUGAUAUGCUUUUAAGUGAUCAACACAUUAUACUUGCUGUUAAUUAUUUACCGUUGCCACAACCAGCAAAUAAGAAAGAAUCAACGAAUUCCGUCGUAGCAAGAAUUGUUAUUAAGUUUGAAAUGAAAACAAUGCAAUCAAUUCGUCUUCGUACAUAA